This is a messenger RNA of Camellia sinensis, 450 nucleotides long. RefSeq lists its product as uncharacterized. The record is from RefSeq and is a predicted model, not a curated record. Lineage: Eukaryota; Viridiplantae; Streptophyta; Magnoliopsida; Ericales; Theaceae.
AUGGGGGGGAAGUCACUAGAAGUAAAAACCAUGGUGGGUUGGGCAUUAGGAGAGCUAGGGAGGCAAUUGUUUUCUUGGGAGGUGGACGAUUGUUUUCAGCUCAUUCAUAUACUUCAAUCCAGCCCUGCACUGAGUGAAGUAAAGGAUGACAGGCUGGUUUGGAGAGCUGAAGCAUCAGGCCUAUUCACUGUUAAGUCAGUUUAUGAUUGGCUCAAUUUGAAUCUUGGUCCAUUGCCUACUGUUCCUCGGUCAAUUUGGAAGAAUAUUGCUCCUCCAAAGAUGCAAUUCACAUGUUGGUUGGCUUGGAAGGACAGACUGAAAACAUUAGUGUUUCUACAAAACAUAGGUGUUCUUGAUCCAAAUGUUGGCCCUUUAUGCAUCUUCCAUAACUCCAAUGAUGAAGAAGUGAACCAUGUGCUUCUUCAUUGCCCAUUUGCCUGGAAAAUCUAA